Marmota monax (woodchuck) is the source of this 4599-nucleotide messenger RNA. It is a transcript of the gene Nkap, whose product is annotated as NFKB activating protein. The transcript has 9 exons. NCBI's taxonomy places the organism in Eukaryota, Metazoa, Chordata, Mammalia, Rodentia, Sciuridae. The record is from RefSeq and is a predicted model, not a curated record. Gene Ontology annotation, biological process: negative regulation of DNA-templated transcription. Gene Ontology annotation, molecular function: chromatin binding. Bases 141 to 1394 code for a protein of 417 amino acids. Gene Ontology annotation, cellular component: nucleus.
UACCCGGAACUGUUUCCAAGGUUUCUUCAGGUUUGGGAGGUUGCUCGGCGGCGAGUUGUGGGAGCCAAGGCAACCGGGAAUCUUCCCGGGGUCACAAGAGCGCCCCCUUGGCCCUCAGCUUCGGGGGCACAGCUGCGGUAAUGGCUCCAGUGUCCAGUUCGCGCAGCCCUGAGCGGGAGGCCUCUGGCUCCGGAGGAAGACGCCGCAGUUCGUCGAAGAGCCCCAAACCCAGCAAAUCUUCCCGCUCCCCGCGGUGUCGCCGGUCUCGCUCGCGUUCUUGUUCUCGGUCUGGUGACAAGAAUGGCCUAAGUCAUCAGCUGGGUGGUCUCAGCCAAGGUUCCCGAAACCAGUCGUACCGCUCGCGCUCGCGUUCGCGCUCUCGAGAGCGGCCCUCUGCGCCACGGAACACCCCUUUUGCUUCUGCCUCCUCGUCCACGUAUUAUGGAAGCUACUCACGCCCCUACGGGAGCGACAAGCCGUGGCCUAGCCUUCUGGACAAGGAGAGGGAAGAGAGCCUGCGGCAGAAGAGAUUAAGUGAGAGAGAGAGGAUUGGAGAAUUAGGAGCUCCUGAAGUAUGGGGACUUUCUCCAAAGAAUCCUGAACCUGACUCUGAUGAACAUACACCAGUAGAGGAUGAAGAGCCAAAGAAAAGCACUACUUCAGCAUCUAGUUCAGAAGAUGAAAAGAAGAAAAAAAAGAAGUCUAGUCAUUCAAAAGAAAAGUCUAAGAAAAAGAGAAAGAAAAAAUCAUCUAAAAGGAAACACAAGAAAUAUUCUGAAGAUAGUGACAGUGAGUCUGAUUCUGAAACAGACUCCAGUGAUGAAGUUACAAAGAGGAGAGCAAAGAAAACUAAGAAAAAGGAAAAGAAGAAGAAACACAGAUCGAAGAAAUAUAAGAAAAAGAAGUCUAAGAAGAACAGAAAAGAAUCUAGUGAUUCAAGUUCUAAGGAUUCUCAAGAAGAAUUUCUAGAGAAUCCCUGGAAGGAUCGAUCAAAGGCUGAAGAACCCUCUGAUUUAAUUGGCCCAGAGGCUCCCAAAACACUUGCUUCUCAAGAUGACAAACCUUUGAACUAUGGCCAUGCUCUCUUACCUGGUGAAGGUGCAGCUAUGGCCGAAUAUGUAAAAGCUGGAAAACGUAUCCCACGAAGAGGUGAAAUUGGCUUGACAAGUGAAGAAAUUGCAUCAUUUGAAUGCUCAGGUUAUGUAAUGAGUGGUAGCAGGCAUCGCCGAAUGGAGGCUGUGCGACUGCGGAAAGAGAACCAGAUCUAUAGUGCUGAUGAGAAGAGAGCCCUUGCAUCCUUUAACCAAGAAGAAAGACGAAAGAGAGAGAACAAGAUUCUGGCCAGUUUUCGAGAGAUGGUAUACAGAAAGACCAAAGGAAAGGAUGACAAAUGAGGAUUUUCCGAUUGCUCAGCAGAUAUUUUUAAUAACAAAAAAGAAAGCCUGGGUUCCAUACAUAUACACAAAAAGAUUAUUAUGCUCUGAAAAAGCUUUACAGUGCUACUGUGCCUUCUAUUUAACUCUUUCUUUAUUUUGGAUUGACUUACAACUUUCUGGUUUAAAAAUCCAAAAUAUGAGUGAAAUCCUACUGUAUUAGGGGAGGUGGCAUAGAGAGAAAGAAUCAGUGAGAUGAGAAACCUUAAUCACAUGCCAUGGUUCGGUGCUACUAUUGGCUCUACAUGAUGCUCUCCCCCAUCCCACUGAACUUGUGGGAAAUGAUCAUUCCUCUGUGUUGAAUGUGUUAUAAAUGGACUUGAUAGAAGCUAUAUAGGAGGCUAUUUUUGUUAACAAAAUGAAGGCUUUGCUGAAAAAAGAAAAUCUGGAAUUUGAAAACUGACUUGUAUAAUGCAAUAUACAGUCUGCCCAGGAAUUAAUGUAAUUUUGGUUUAAGUCCCUACCUCCAUUCUAAAACUAACAAGCCAACAUGCAUACUAGCCUAUGGAUUUGUUGAAUUGAAAAUGUGAACAUUAGGUGGAAUUCCUAAUAAAUUACUUAAAAAUAGUUAUUUUAGGGGCUGGGGGUAUAGCUCAGUGGUAGAGCAGCAGGUGCUUGGCAUGUGUAAGGCCCUGAAUUUGAUCUUCAGUACUGCAAGAAACAAAAAGUUCUCUCAAAUAUAAAGUCUUGGGAAAUUUAUUGCUAUGCCAAUAUAAAUUAGUAUUUCUAAGUUGUACUUUAAUGAUAAGAUAACAUCUAAAAAGAGUGAGAGUCAACUACGGUCAAGAGUACUGAUGGGAAAAAUAUAGUAUUUUAACUUAGUUGUUUCAAAUAGAUGUAGAUAAAAUGAUAUUAAACUUUUUUAACCCUAUCCUUUAUGUAAUAGGUAGAUUUCAUUUUAAGCAUGGUUAAAGCUUUCAGUUUAUGUUUUUAUAUCUAUCAUUCAUUUUAAUUCUUAACUUUGUAUAAAAGGCCCUUAUUUCAUCACAUUUUUUAAAGUAAAAAUUGUGAUCAUAAUAUUUUUCCUUCCCUUAUUUUGUUCAAUUUUAGUUAGGUCACAAGUGUAAAAGGGGAGGGGCAAUGGAAAUUUUGACUUGUUAUGGUUGGAAACUGUUUGAUCUCUGUUGUUAUUAUGUACAUAGGAUGAAUUUAGGUUACUGGGUGAUGGGUAAAUUCAGACUGUGCUAUUUUUAAAUGCCCUCUCUCCUUAUAAUAGUUUAAAGUGGUUUUUCUUUAAGGAAUUUAUAAGUAAAGCAGUCAUAUUUCAUAGUAUAGAGCACAGGUUUUUCUGUAUGUUCUAAGAAAAUGUCUACUUUUAACCCACAACUACUGAACUAAACAGCUGUCGCAUGUAACAACAUUCAUGACCCCUGAACUUGAAGGGAUUUGUAUUUAUCCAUUUUGCUGAGCCUAAUAAAUCUGUAGUUUCCUAAAGUUAAAAAGGAAACUAGAGCUGAGCACAGUGGCACAUGACUGUAAUCCUAACAACUCUGGAGGCUGAAGCAGAAGGAUCACAAGUUCUAGGUCAGCCUCAGCACUUUAGCAAGACCUUGUCUCAAAAUAAAAAAUAAAUAAAUAAAAAGGGCUGGGGAUGUAGCUCGGUAGGAAAGCAACCCUGUGUCCAGUCCCCAGUAUUGCAAAAGAAAAACAGAACCAAGUUCCCAAACUUGUUUUAAUCCAUUUACUUCCUUAUAAAAUAAAACCUAAAGUUUAUAAUUCCCACUUAAAAGUUUUAUUCUCUAAGGACGUUAUUUUUUUAAAAAUAUUUUUUACUUAUAGAUGGACACGAUAUCUUUAUUUAUGUUUUAUGUGGUGCUGAGGAUCGAACCCAGUGCCUCACACGUGCUAGGCAAGUACUCUACCACUCAGCUACAACCCCAGCCCCAGGACAUUAUUUUUAGUUGGCAUGGUAGUUUUAACAGUAGCAAUUUUGUGAUAUCCAAAUAUUGUGAAUUUUUAUUUGAUUCUUUUGUGUCCUCCAGAGAGUAGAUGCUCAACGACUGUUUGUUGAGUAAAUGAAAGAAAAGGUAUUUAUUUCAGAACCUUACCAUUCCUUUCAUCGGGGUUUGUAUAGGAAAGAUCUGCCAAAGAAUUGUUUUGGUAGCAUAUUCUUUGGGGAAGUAAAGGGAAGAAUAAAAGGGCUAAAAGUAUUUCAUUUUCAGCUUAUUACAGUUAAUGCUUCAAACUAUGCUUAGUCACUUGAGCCAUCAAGUCAAUAGUAAGGCUAUUGUAUUUUAAAUGUAUAUAUAUAUAUAUAUAUAUAUAUAUAUAUAGUUCUCCAAGAAAACUUAUCUAGUUUCCCACCUCAUGUCUAUUGCUCUGAUAAGAUUAUCCCUCCUUUUUAAUUUAUUGUACAAAUAUAAUAGUAAAAAAAUAAGGAAGAAAAAUUACAGUUCCUUCCCAUCAAUUAUCAUUUGUAUUUUGUGUUUCUUUCCAGUGUUUGUCUUUGUAAAUAUGUAUUCUAAAGUACUUGUAAGUAGUCACUCAGAGUAUAAUGUAAUUUUGUCUUUGGUGUUUUAAAAUUUGGCAACCAGACAAGGGAGUCUCACAGGAAAAUUAGAAACAAGUGAUAAUCUGGUGUGAGGAUAGGAAGACAAAAAAUAAGUGAGGGUAGUAACUGAACCCAUCCCUGUGUCAUUAUCCUCCCACCCCCAUCCUCAAGCCACCCAGCUGCUAAUGUAAGUAAAGUGGUAAGUUGAGGAAGGCAUCAUGCCAGGUUGCAGAGUUUCAAAAUGUAUUAUUUAGCAGUGAGAUUUAACUCACUAUAAAUGAAUGGGCCUAUGAGGAAGGGAACCCUUCAAACUGGUUAUACUAUAAACUGUAAAACUGUUGCCUUGUUUUUUUGUUUUUGUUUUUGUUUUUUUUUUUUUGAUUCCCACUUGUGUCCAUAAAAGGUGUGUCUGGGCUGGAGACUUAAGUGCAGAGGGGAAACAAGAAGCCAAGUACUAAUCUUAGUUUGGUCUGAGAGGUGAAUUUUAGCACCUCUCUAAAUUCAGCUCUGUGCUUGCAAGGAUCUAAAGGAUGCAUAGAGGGAUAAUAAAAUCUUUUAGAAACAUACUAGUUAAUCUGCUAAUGUGAUGGAAGUUGAAUGGAAAAAUGAAUGCAAAAAAUUACAGCUGGAUUGUAUGCCGCAAGUUUAUUAUUCAAUAAAUAUUCUGUGGUUCGA